Messenger RNA from Asparagus officinalis (garden asparagus), 2350 nucleotides. Its product is annotated as probable methyltransferase PMT23. The transcript is spliced from 8 exons. Gene Ontology annotation, molecular function: methyltransferase activity. Gene Ontology annotation, cellular component: trans-Golgi network; cytoplasm; endosome. Lineage: Eukaryota; Viridiplantae; Streptophyta; Magnoliopsida; Asparagales; Asparagaceae. Bases 143 to 2134 code for a protein of 663 amino acids. The record is from RefSeq and is a predicted model, not a curated record.
CAGCCCGCUACAGAUCCCAACGCGCUCCCGUAAAAAGGCCCGUCCUGAUCCUCAUCGGAUCUUUCCGUUUUCGGCAAUCUCUGCUCUCCAUCCCCAAACGCUUUAAUUUUCGCGCUCGCGCCCAAAUCUUCAGCUGAUUCCGAUGGCGACCAGGAUCCUUCACCUGCUGAGGGAGCGGCGGAACGCGGCGUACGCAACCCUCGCCCUCUUCGUACUCUCCUUCUCCUUCUUCGUCUUCACUAGAGUCAGCAACCCCCUCGCCUCCUACCAAAAUCUCGAUUCCAUGUCCAACCCUAAGUCCCAAGGUGGUAGCUUGCAGAUUCAAAAAGAGGAUCCACAAAACCCUAACCCUAGCCCCACUCAAGCCGACAAUGCGCAGAUUCGAGAUGAGCGGCAAGAUCCUAACCCCAACCCCAGUCCGAUUCGAGUCGAUAAUCCACGGAUUCAAGAUGAGCAACGAGAUCCUAACCCUAACCCUAGCCCUAGCCCCGUUCAAGUCGAUGGCCCUAGCUCCGUGCAAGUUGAUAAUUCGCAGGUUAAUGAAGAUAGCAACGAUGAUGAGCCAGCUGAGGAGCUUGAAAUGAAGUGGGAGAAGUGCGGAGGUGCUCAGUCCGUUGAUUACAUCCCUUGUUUGGACAACUGGAAGGCGAUUAAGGAGCUGAAGUCGAGGAGGCACAUGGAGCACCGGGAGAGGCACUGCCCGAAGCCGAGCCCGAGAUGUCUGGUGCCGUUGCCGAAGGGGUAUAAGACUCCGGUGCUGUGGCCGAAGAGUAGAGACAUGAUCUGGUAUGACAAUGUUCCUCACCCUAAAUUGGUUGAGUAUAAAAAGGAACAAAACUGGGUGAGAAAAUCUGGUGACUACUUCAUAUUUCCUGGUGGUGGGACUCAAUUUAAAGGCGGAGUUGCAAAAUAUGCUCAGUUCAUUGAGCAGACUCUGCCUACUAUUGAGUGGGGAAGGCGCACAAGAGUGAUCCUGGAUGUUGGCUGUGGUGUUGCGAGCUUUGGUGGGUACCUGCUGGAUAGAGAUGUUCUUACAAUGUCACUUGCUCCGAAGGAUGAGCAUGAAGCCCAGAUACAAUUUGCACUUGAGCGUGGGAUUCCAGCUUUUCUCUCAGUUAUUGGGACUCAGCGGCUUACUUUCCCUGAUAAUGUAUUUGAUGUAAUUCACUGUGCUAGGUGCAGGGUCCACUGGGAUGCAGAUGGUGGAAAGCCAUUGAUGGAGCUUAACAGGAUCCUGAGGCCUGGUGGUUUCUUCAUCUGGUCUGCGACACCAGUUUAUCGAGAUGAUAAUGCAAGAGACAAAAAUGUCUGGAAUGCUAUGGUAAAGUUGACAAAGUCUAUGUGCUGGAAGACAGUGACAAAAGCAAUAGAUGCAAAUGGAAUUGGACUUGUAAUUUAUGAGAAACCUGUCUCAAAUUCUUGCUAUGAAGAGAGAAAGGAAAAUGAUCCUCCUUUGUGUGCACAGGAUGCCAGACCAAGUCUUUCAUGGUACACUCCCCUUGACAAUUGUCUUCCAUAUCUCCCAGCACUUAGCUCAGUUGAAGAGAAGGAUUGGCCCAUUUCGUGGCCCGAAAGGCUCAGUGUUGGACCUUCAAGGCUACAACUGGAACAAGACAAGAGAGACGCUGAAGAAAAAUUUUACAACGACACAAAGAACUGGGAUACACUUGUCUCAGACCUUUACUUGCAUAGUCUUGCAAUCAAUUGGUCAAGCAUUCGUAAUGUGAUGGAUAUGAAUGCUGGCUUUGGAGGGUUUGCUGCAUCUCUUAUCAAGCAACCUCUCUGGGUAAUGAAUGUGAUACCUAUCCAUGGGCCAGAUACUUUACCGGUUAUAUUCGACAGAGGGCUAAUUGGAGUCUAUCACGACUGGUGUGAAUCUUUCAACACAUACCCACGGACUUAUGAUCUACUGCACUCCAGUUUCCUAUUUGGAGAUCUCACACAAAGGUGUGAUAUCGUAGAUGUAGUAAUAGAAAUGGACCGAAUAUUGAGACCUGAUGGAUGGGUUUUGAUUCAGGAUACAACAGAAAUGCUUAAAAAGCUACAAUCAAUAUUCAAUUCUCUUCAGUGGGUGACCGCUGUUCACGGCAGGAAGUUCCUUGUUGCUAAAAAGAGUUUCUGGCGUCCUGGCUAGAUCAAGCCCACAACUGAGAAGAGUAGUUUGUUCAUAUGCGCGACCUAUUUAUUUUGGCGAAGCCUGACUUUUGUUAUUUGUUUUUUUUUCCUCCUUUUAUUUUUCCAUAGGGAAUUUUCUUCCACUGUAAGAUUUAUUUCUGUUUCACGUAUAUCAUUUCAUUACCAUUUUUUAUUUUAUUCAUAUUGGUGGGACCAAUAAGAUGUUAUAUGGGUU